This is a messenger RNA of Drosophila rhopaloa, 1810 nucleotides long. RefSeq names its product protein SMG9. Gene Ontology annotation, biological process: nuclear-transcribed mRNA catabolic process, nonsense-mediated decay. The transcript has a single exon. NCBI's taxonomy places the organism in Eukaryota, Metazoa, Arthropoda, Insecta, Diptera, Drosophilidae. The coding region runs from base 91 to 1560 and encodes 489 amino acids. The record is from RefSeq and is a predicted model, not a curated record.
CGAGCAGUGUUGGAAAACGCUUAAGACUUGACGUUGACCUCCACAAACGUGUAAGCUCAAACAUUAAGCCCCAAAAAACCGGAGAACGGAAUGGCCGAGCAGCGACGCCGUUUCCGCAACAAGAAGAGGGAUGACACCUCCUCCGGUCUCCUGGCACCCGUGACCAUUGCCCGGCGCGAGGAUUCCCGAUUGGUGCAGCCAAAGAUUCUGCUGAAGAAAGACCGCGACCGGGACAAGGAGUGGGAAAGGGAUCGGGACGUUGAGAAAGAUAAGGAGGCGGAGCCGAGUCCCACCAGCGGUAGCAGUUACCCUGAUGCACCGGCGGCCAUCAAAACGAUUAUAAUCAAUCGAACGAGCGAGCUGCGACCGGCGGACAGGUGCCAGAUGUCCAUGAUUGCAGGGGGUAUGGGAGGCGGAGCACUUUCCCUUGGAAGUGGGCAACUUUCCGCCGUGCCUUCGACCUCCGUUUGUGCUGCCUUAGCUAGCUCUGCACCGAAUGGGCGGGACAAAAAUAACUGCAGUGGUGGCGCAGGAGCAGCAGGCACCCCGGCCGGAUCCACAAGUGCCCUUCUUGAGCAGCACCCGCCGCGCAUGAACCGCCCCACGCCCCUUAUUGUGGCCAACGGGGUCUUUAAUGCCAAUGCCCGCAAGCUGUUCCACAAAACCAACACGGAUUUCACCGUCAUUGGCGUCUUGGGAGGGCAGUGUUCCGGAAAAAGCACGCUGCUCAAUCUUCUGGCCGCUGAGCGGUCUCUGGACUACGACUACUACCAACACCUGUUCUCGGCAGAGGCGGAUGAGUGCGUCUUCGCCACCCGGCACAGGGCUAAGCCAAAUAAUGGACAGAAGACUAUUUUGCGUCCUCGCACCGAGACCUUGCAGUUCUUUAUCACCCGGGAACGUCAUAUUCUGCUCGACACGCCACCGCUGCUGCCGGUGGGCAAGGAACCGGACCAUCAGGACCUGCAUUCCCUGGCGGCAAUGGCGCAACUUUUGAGCGUAUGUCACGUCCUGAUUUUGGCCAUUGACGGCUUGGCCGUGGAGCAGCUGCGUAUCAUAAAUGCUGCCCUUCGACUGAGACCGACGUUUCCCUGCAAAGGCUAUGUACGGGACCACCUGCCGCAGGUGCUGUUCGUGCGCACACGUGCCCAGCGGCUGGAUUUCGAGCCGCAGCAGCGGGAACGACUUGACAAGAAGCUGGCGUAUCUAUACGGGCCCACGGGAUUGCCCAUCUACCGGGGCAGAGGGGAGGCACGCUGUAUAAACACCUUUCUGCUACCGGAAGUGAGCGGUAAUGGAGCCACCGCUUUUCACGCUGGCCUGGGCGAACUGGUUCGUCAGUUUCGGGAGCGUGUCCUCGGAUCCAUGCGCGUCUCCAUGUGCCACACCAGCACCGAGCUAAGCGAGGCCAUCUGGUUCGAGAUCCUGGCAGAAAGCGCCCGCAAGGGUGCCCCCCAUUUCGAAAAGAUCUAUGCGGAGAUCAAGCUGCGCCACCUGGACACACGCUGCCAGUGGCGGUCGGACAAUUGGCGUACCUUUCUUACCGGCACAGAAAGCUGAUCCAAAUAUUACGGAUGCGCAGCUGGAGUGGAACUCUGUUAUUGGGCGGGGCAAAUAGCAAGGGCAGGGAUGUUUGCUUGGACCAUUUUAGAGAUUAAAGUUCCAACAUCACUGCUGACCUAUUUUUACUAAAAAAUUGUAUAGUAUUAGUGUUGUUUAAAGUUAACAUAUGAAUCAGAAAUUAAGUGCGUGACUGAUAUACAUAUUGAUUUUUACAUAUUUCAUUAUUAAAUAAAAGACUUCACAGUAA